CUGUACAAUCUAAAGUGGACUGCAUCUUGCAAGAAGUUGAGAAGUUUACAGACCUAGAGAAACUCUACCUCUACCUUCAGCUGCCUUCUGGUCUCAGCAAUGGAGAGAAAAGUGAUCAGAAUGCCAUGUCAUCGAGCCGGGCACAGCAAAUGCAUGCCUUUUCUUGGAUUCGGAAUACCCUGGAAGAACAUCCUGAGACUUCCCUCCCCAAACAGGAAGUCUAUGAUGAGUACAAGAGCUAUUGUGACAAUCUUGGUUACCAUCCCUUAAGUGCUGCUGACUUUGGAAAGAUCAUGAAAAACGUCUUUCCAAACAUGAAGGCACGGCGUUUGGGCACUAGAGGCAAAUCUAAAUAUUGCUACAGUGGACUAAGGAAAAAAGCUUUUGUUCAUAUGCCAACACUGCCCAACCUUGACUUUCACAAAACUGGAGAUGGGUUGGAGGGCACUGAACCUUCUGGGCAGCUUCAGAAUAUUGAUGAGGAAGUUCUGUCUUCUGCUGGCCGACUUGUGUGUGAAUGGGCCCAGAAGGUGUUAAGCCAGCCAUUCGACACAGUCUUGGAGUUAGCCCGCUUCCUUGUAAAAAGUCACUAUAUAGGUACCAAGUCAAUGGCAGCACUGACUGUCAUGGCAGCAGCACCAGCAGGAAUUAAAGGAAUCACCCAGCCUUCUGCUUUUAUACCUACGGCGGAAAGUAAUUCCUUUCAGCCGCAAGUGAAGACUUUGCCAUCCCCAAUUGAUGCUAAACAGCAAUUGCAACGGAAAAUCCAAAAAAAGCAGCAAGAACAGAAACUACAAUCCCCUUUGCCAGGAGAUUCCCCAGCAAAAAAAUCAGAAGGCACUUCCACCAAUGGAGUGGCUAAUCUUCCCAAUGGAAACCCAGCGAUCCUUUCUCCUCAGCCCAUCGGCAUUGUUGUGGCAGCUGUCCCCAGCCCCAUUCCGGUCCAGCGGACCAGGCAGUUGGUAACUUCACCAAACCCAAUGAGUUCUUCUGAUGGCAAAGUCCUCCCCCUCAACGUACAGGUGGUCACUCAGCACAUGCAGUCUGUGAAACAGGCACCAAAGACCCCUCAGAACGUUCCGGCCAGUCCUGGCGGGGACCGUUCUGCCCGCCACCGUUACCCUCAGAUCUUACCCAAGCCAGCCAGCACCAGUGCGCUCACCAUCCGCUCUCCAACCACCGUCCUCUUUACUAGCAGUCCCAUCAAAACCGCUGUGGUGCCCGCGCCACAUGUCAGUUCUCUAAACGUGGUGAAAAUGACAACAAUAUCCCUCACACCCAGCAGCAGCAAUGCCCCUCUCAAACCUUCUGCCUCAGUCAGCAGUGCUCCAGGAGCGACAGAAGAAUCCAGGAGCAUCCCCCAGAUCAAGAAUGGCUCUGUUGUUUCUCUUCAGUCUCCUGGGUCCAGGACCGGCGGCACUGGGGGAACUUCUGCUGUGGAAGUCAAAAUGGAACCUGAAGGAUCAUCAGAUGAGCAUCCCCCGCCAUGCCAAGAGAACUCUGAUGGGACUAAAGCCCCCCAGACAGCGCCCAGUGUGCUUUCGGGGCAGAAAAGCAAUGCAGAUGGAAUGGGACAGAAGCCCUCAAGUGAAGGUGUUGCUGAGGGGAAAGCGGCAACCAAGGCCUGCGACCAGAGGACCAAAUGUAAAAGUCGCUGUCAUGAAACCCUGCCGGGCGCCUCACCAGGCAAUAAUCAAAGCACUGUCACGCUCUCAGUUGCUACUCAGAACUUACCUUUCACCAGCACCAGCUCACCAACCAAUGGUGACGCAAUAAAUAAAGACUCUAAAUUAUGCACUAGAAGUCCCAGAAAACGACUGUCUUCUACACUGCAAGAGUCCCAGGUGCCUCCUGUCAAGAAACCAAUCGUGGAACAGCUUUCCGAAGUUGUCAUGGAAGAUCAGAAACCGGGCAGUGUUAAGAACGACCAAAAGGUUCCACAUUCAGGUAAAACUGAAAGUUCAACAGCAGGUGCUCCAAUUCCUACCACACUGUCAGUCAGUAUCGAGUCACACAUGGUAGAAAAUCAGCCCUUGAGUUCUUCUGCUCUUACUGCCAGCGAUUCUACUCUGGAACAGCAAAUAACACCAUCCUCAUCUCCAGAUAUAAAAAUAAAACUUGAAGGGAAUGUCUUUCUCUUGGACCGUGAUGGCAGCUUUAAUCCAAAUGAAUGGCAGCAAGUCCCCAAGGAUUCUGAGUUCAUGUCUGGCAGCUGCGAACCACAGCAAGAUAUCAGUGUUAUGGCAAUUGCCGAGCACUCUGAUAUCCACGAUUUAGAGAAAUCUGUUUGGGAAUUGGAAGGAAUGCCGCAGGAGACAUACAGUCAGCAGCUACAUAGCCAGAUACAAGAAUCUUCUUUGACUCAAAUACAAGCACAGUCUUCAGAUCAGUUACCUCUGCAGUCUGAAUUGAAAGAGUUUGAGCCUUCUGUUUCCCAGACAAAUGAGAGCUACUUCCCUUUUGAUGAUGAACUGACACAAGACAGCAUUGUGGAAGAGCUGGUGCUUAUGGAGCAGCAGAUGUCAAUGAACAGUUCCCACUCUUACGGUAACUGCUUGGGAAUGGCCCUUCAGAGUCAGUCAGUUACUCCAGGAGCGCCAAUGUCAUCUCAUGCCUCCAGCACGCACUUCUACCAUCCGAUCCACAGCAAUGGCACUCCAAUUCACACGCCCACCCCCACCCCCACUCCAACCCCAACAUCUGAGAUGAUUGCUGGGUCUCAGAGUCUGUCACGGGAGAGCCCAUGCUCCAGGCUGGCUCAGACUACACCUGUGGAUAGUGCUUUAGGAAGCAGUCGACAUACACCCAUUGGUACUCCACACUCAAACUGCAGUAGCAGCGUCCCCCCCAGCCCCGUUGAAUGCAGGAAUCCAUUUGCAUUCACCCCAAUAAGCUCCAGUAUGGCAUAUCAUGAUGCCAGCAUUGUCUCCAGCAGUCCUGUGAAACCAAUGCAGAGGCCCAUGGCCACACACCCUGAUAAGACCAAGCUUGAAUGGAUGAAUAAUGGGUAUAGCGGGGUGGGUAGUUCGUCAGUUUCUGGCCAUGGCAUUCUCCCCAGCUACCAGGAACUGGUGGAAGAUCGUUUCAGGAAGCCUCAUGCUUUUGCCGUGCCUGGCCAGUCCUACCAGUCUCAGUCCAGACAUCAUGACACUCACUUUGGCCGUUUGACUCCUGUCUCCCCUGUGCAGCAUCAAGGUGCCACUGUGCACAGUACCAACAAGCAGGAGGGGUUCGCGGUCCCCGCCCCACUUGAUAAUAAAGGAACAAAUUCAUCCGCCAGCGGCAACUUCAGGUGUCGGAGCGUGAGUCCUGCUGUCCAUCGCCAACGGAAUCUUAGUGGAAGCACCCUCUAUCCCGUGUCUAAUAUCCCAAGAUCUAAUGUGACCCCCUUUGGAAGUCCAGUCACCCCAGAGGUUCAUGUUUUCACCAAUGCGCACACAGAUGCAUGUGCCAACAACAUAGCUCAGAGAAGCCAGUCGGUUCCCCUGACCGUCAUGAUGCAGACAGCGUUCCCAAACGCUCUCCAAAAGCAGACAAACAGUAAGAAAAUAACCAACGUUCUGUUGAGUAAACUUGAUUCUGACAGCGAUGACGCAAUGAGAGGCUUGGGAAUGAACAACAUGCCCUCCAAUUACACAGCCCGGAUGAAUCUCACUCAGAUUCUGGAAACUUCUACUGUUUUUCCUAGUGCCAACUCACAGAAUAUGAUUGACUCCAGCACUUCUGUUUAUGAAUUCCAAACACCAUCUUACCUCACCAAAAGUAAUAGCACCGAUCAGAUCAGUUUUUCUCCUGGAGAUAAUCAAGCACAAUCUGAAAUUGGAGAACAACCAUUAGAUUUCAAUAGUACUGUUAAAGACCUGCUGAGUGGAGACAGCUUGCAAACCAACCAGCAGCUGGUAGGCCAAGUAGCCUCUGAGCUCAGCAGUACUGCGUCAGAUUUCUCUAGUGACAUCAGGUUGUCUUCUGACCUCUCAGGCAGCAUCAACGAUUUGAACACCUUGGACCCAAAUCUACUGUUCGAUCCAGGUCGCCAGCAGGGACAAGAUGACGAAGCUACACUGGAAGAAUUAAAGAAUGACCCUUUGUUUCAACAGAUCUGCAAUGAAUCCAUGAACUCAAUGGCUUCAUCGGGCUUUGAAUGGAUAGAAAGCAAGGACCAUCCUGCUGUUGAAAUGUUGGGUUAAAUUGUGUUUUAUAAUAUGUAGCACACUGUAUCUAAAGACAUAUGUAUUGUAUUUGUCUUAAUGGAAGUGCCUCCCGCAGCAGAAACACUUACUAUUAAUUGUGACAUUUUUAAAAGCGUUUGCUGCAGAAGUGGUUUCUUCGUCAGUAGGAAAGGAAAUGGUUAGACUCGCCUCAGUUCUGAACACGUUUCUGAAGACAGUAGGCUGUAGAAGAACAAGUAUUAGGUUUUAAAUUUUCUGAUGUUCCCCCAUUUAAUCACAUUGUUUGCUAGUAAAGAAUCGACUUUCCAGGUUUUACAAGAGCAGUCUAGGGCUUUAUUUUAUAUAAGUUUGUUUUAAUUCAUCAGUUGCAUACCCCGAAUUUAGAAAGUAGCAUCAGUUGUAGGAAUAGGGUCUCCUCUUGUCAGCAUUGUUUUGUAGGUAUGAAAUCAUAGGCCCCUCCCCCCACCCCCAUGUGAAGUGUAGACAAGCGAGUCCUCCUCGACACGGAUAAUAUUCAGGUGAUUAUAAAUAUUGAGGCUUGAAGCAUUAAAGCUACUGUAGAAGGAAAAAUCUCUGUAGGACUUUUCUCGGGCUUCAGUACCAUUCACUCCCACAAUGAAGGGCUUACUCAGAAGAUGAUGGGAAAUCAAAAUGCUAAUUUAAGGAAAGUGAAAGCUGCACUAAAAUCUUUAAGAGGAAAACAAGUAGCCAUUUAUAUUUGUGACCUUGCAUUAAUCUGAUUUUAAAACACUGAUUUUAACAUGGAGCUAAUGUGUAUGCGCACACACACACACACACACACACCCUCCAGAUGUUGUCAUUUAAUAGACUGAGCAGAGGCAUAUUGGAAAACUGUUCCAUGUUUCAAGAUUUACUAUAUAGUAGUUGAGAGGGUUUGUAGAAGGAAAGGAAAAGCAUUUUCUUAGUUUCAUCACAAAGGCUGCAUAUACAUAUUGAAAUUUUAUUUAAGAUUUCUUUUUAAAUGUUUUCCCUAUGCUACUCUUUAGUAACCAGCUUUGUUUUUCCUCUUGGGUUUGCUGACUGACUCCUUUGUUCCUCCUGAAUGUGGUAGUAAAAUUUGAUUAUGGGAUCCGCUUAAAAAACAAGCAGGCAGGAGGGAACAUUAAAGCCGAGCAGAAGAAAACAAACAAGCAAGCAUUUCACCACCUAAGGUCUGAAGCCACAAAUCUUUAUAUCUCUGAUAAAACAAAGGGGAUAAUAAUAGUACUUGAAAAAGAGGAACGUUUUAUUACAUGCUUAAUUUAUUUAUUGUGAUAAACACAAUUGCAAAAUAAGCAAAGCACUCAGGAUUUGUUUUAAAAUGUUUCUCUCUAUAGCUCCCAUUUUGUUUUAUAAGUAGUAUUUAUGAAUUUCAUGUUGACACAAAGCUCCUCGCUAGUGGACAGCUCCAUUUAGGUGAGUUUCAAGAUCACCUCUAAAAGAGAUUUUUUAAAUUGACGUUAAGUUUUGAAAGCUAACAUUAAAUCGUUUGCUAUAUAUACUACCUUGAACCUAGCUCUAGCUAAGCUUUUCUUUACCUUAAUUCGUAAACUGAUCAGAAAACUACAAUCAAUGAAUAUUUAAUAGAUGUGAUGAAGGGUUUCAUUUAAUAAGGUUUCGCUGUUGGAUAAAUUUGAAGGUAGGGUAUUAACAUAUUUUGAUAAAUAAAUGGUGCUAGGGUUGGCUCAGAGGUUUAUAUGUCGCUAUGUCCUAGUUAUUGGCAUUUGUAUGUGUUCGCUGUUAACUUGAUUUAAUGCUUUGUUAGAUUGUUUCUAGAUGCUAGGUAUUUCUUCACUGUACAUCGAGACACAGCACUACUGCGCACCAAAGUAUGCAAUACCCAAAGGAAACUGUGUGACUUCUUUUACAAAUGAUGGGAGCCUUUCUAUAUGAGAUACUCUGAAAAGGAGAUUUUUGAGGCCAUUCUAAUCCCUUGUUUACAUUAUUAGCUUCCUACUAAUAAAAAAAAUAAUGAAAAUCUUUUUUGAUAAAAAACAUAUUAGAGAGAGAGAGACUGGAGGAUUUUUACCCACCAUGUAUAGUAUUGCAGCAAACUCUUUGAAUUUGGCUGAAUUCGUCCAGCAAACUUUCUGGGGUUCAUAUAUUGCACUAAAUUUGUUGAACCUGUGGUAGGCACAUCUCUUAGGAUAAAUGCAACCAGUACAAUCCACAGAUUAAACUUUUUAAAUGUGUUUCAUUAUGAAAAAGACAAAAUGUCAUCCAAGUGACAGAUGAAAUUGUCUUAUGUAGCAAUGUGCAUUGAUCUCAAUGAGAUAUUUCUAUUUCUUAUUCUCUUACAUGAGAAUAUUCCAGCAGGAAGAAUUAAGUUUAGUUUGCUUCACCAUGUUAAAUACAUGCUCACAAAUGUGCAUGAGUGUUAUCGACUUAUCUUGUACAGUACUAGGAAUUCCUGUAACCACUUUUCCCCCCCUUGGCUGUAUUGAAACUGGUUCAUUGUUAACCAGGAAAGCAUAGUUAUUCACAAGUUAUUUACUUUUUUUUAUGUUUACUAAUUCUACUUAGUUGUUGAAUACAUUCUUGGAUUCUUUCCAUCAUUUUGAUGUUUCAAACAUUUUGCAUACUGUUUAUCAUGAUAAGACUUCAUGAAGUAAAUAAUUUUGCAUAUAAUUGCAAUAAGCACUGACUUUUGAACUGAAAAGAAGGAAAGUGGGGUUUUUUUGUGUGUGCAGUGCAUCUGAGGUUUCAAAUAAUAGUCUUGUACUACAAUGUGCUUUACUACACCAUAAGAGACAGAAGCAAGCCCUGUUUCAUGUUUUCAUUGAGUGCAAAAGGUCAGACUUCCCCAGUGUUCUGUUGUCUGUUGUACCUGCUGAAAUGACAGUAGUUGAUAUUGCAGUAGCAUUUCAGUUCUCUUUUUUUAUUAAAAGUGCUCAAAAUUGUUUUUUAAAUGUUUUCAAAGAUGAUUAAAGACAUUUUAU
Molecule: messenger RNA, 7108 nt
Organism: Dipodomys ordii (Ord's kangaroo rat)
Lineage: Eukaryota; Metazoa; Chordata; Mammalia; Rodentia; Heteromyidae
Gene: Rfx7
Product: regulatory factor X, 7
Exons: 8
Coding region: 126-4187 (1353 amino acids)
Biological process (GO): regulation of transcription by RNA polymerase II
Molecular function (GO): RNA polymerase II cis-regulatory region sequence-specific DNA binding; DNA-binding transcription factor activity, RNA polymerase II-specific
Source: RefSeq, a predicted model, not a curated record